AUGUGUGAAGAACAGGAACUCACUGUGUGUGAGGAACAGGAACUCACUGGGUGUGAGGAACAAGCACCCAUAAUAUAUGAGAACAGGAACCCAAAAUGUGUGAACAACAGGUACCCAGAGUGUGAGGAACAGGUACCCACUGUGUGUGAGGAACAAGAACUCACUGUGUGUGAGGAACAGGAACCCACUGGGUGUGAGGAACAGGUACCCACUGUGUGUGAGGAACAGGAACCCACAGUGUGUGAGGAACAGAAACCUACUGUGUGUGAGGAACAGGUACCCAUUGUGUGUGAGGAACAGGCACCCACAAUGUGUGAGAACAGGAACCCAGAGUGUGAGAAACAGGUACCCACUGGGUAUGAGGAACAGGCACCCACUGGGUGUGAGGAACAGGUACCCACUGGGUGUGAGGAACAGAAACCCACCGUGUGUGAGGAACAGGCACCCACAAUGUGUGAGGAAUAG
Messenger RNA from Bubalus bubalis (water buffalo), 465 nucleotides. RefSeq names its product cornifin alpha-like. The record is from RefSeq and is a predicted model, not a curated record. The transcript has a single exon. The coding region runs from base 1 to 465 and encodes 154 amino acids. NCBI's taxonomy places the organism in Eukaryota, Metazoa, Chordata, Mammalia, Artiodactyla, Bovidae.